Molecule: messenger RNA, 1464 nt
Organism: Rosa rugosa (rugosa rose)
Lineage: Eukaryota; Viridiplantae; Streptophyta; Magnoliopsida; Rosales; Rosaceae
Product: bZIP transcription factor 44-like
Exons: 1
Coding region: 743-1219 (158 amino acids)
Biological process (GO): positive regulation of DNA-templated transcription
Cellular component (GO): nucleus
Molecular function (GO): transcription cis-regulatory region binding; DNA-binding transcription factor activity
Source: RefSeq, a predicted model, not a curated record
UAUUUCUUUCUCCCCAAUUUUAAUAUUUCUGUUUAUGCUCACUAUUUGCUCUCCUUUUUCUCUAUAAAUUCCCUUCUCAAAUCCCCUCAAAGCCCUCUUCUCCCUUUGGUCCAUAGUUGUUUCCUCAAGGCUCCAGCUUAAACCUGUAGCUUCCUUGCUCUUGUUUUUGCUUUGAGAUCUUGUGUUCUUUCUGGUUUCUUGGUUCAAGAUCACCAAACCCAUCUUGAAAUCCUGCUGUUCUUGGGUUUUUUUUUUUUCUGUCAAGAUCCCAUUUUCUUGACCUCAAAUCUCAGAAAGGUCCAGACUUUAUUAUGCUGGUUUGGGUUUUUUGAGCCUUUUCAAAUACCCAGUUCACAGACUUUCUCAGGGCUUGGUUUGUUGUUUAGGUUUUCAAGAAAUUUAUCUUGAUGCUUAACCUCUUGUUCUUGAUGUUUGAGAUUCAUGUCUCCAACUCUGAGUGAACUCCUUCUAUCCGAGUGUAUGAUAUCUUCCACAUAUAGGCGCAGGACCCAUUUAGUUCAGUCAUUCUCAGUUGUCUUCCUCUACUGGCUUUACUACGUUUCAUAGGUCCCAAAUUCUGAUAAUAGGCCCCAAACAAUCUAUAUUAUAGCUAUUAUUUACUAUUUUCUCUGCAAUAUAUAUUUAAGUUUAUGCUGCAUCUGGGUCCUGUUUUUACCUAAUUAUCUGUCUAGAGUUACUCUUAAUUACUGUCGAAAUCUGCAAAAAAGUUUCUGGGUUUCCAAUGGCUUCUUCUAGUGGAACAUCCUCUGUUUCCUCCAUGAUUCAAAACUCUGGCUCUGAAGAAGACUUGCAGGCUCUGAUGGAUCAGAGAAAAAGAAAGAGAAUGUUGUCGAAUCGUGAAUCUGCAAGAAGGUCUAGGAUGAGGAAACAGAAGCACUUGGAUGAUCUGACGGCGCAGAUGGCUCAGCUGAGGAAGGAGAAUCACCAGAUCAUCAGCAGCCUCAACGUCACAAGCCAGCAUUACAUGAACAUUGAGGCUGAGAACUCUGUGCUCAGAGCCCAAGUGUCUGAGCUCAGCAACAGGCUGCAGUCUCUGAAUGAGAUCAUCGCUUUCUUGAAUGCAAACCAUGGUGGUUUUGUUGAGGAUUCAAGCAACAACAACUUCACUGAGCCUAGUGCUGAUUGCUUCUUCAACCCUUUGAAUCUUUCAUAUCUGAACCAUCCCAUCAUGGCUUCUGCAGAGAUGUUUCAGUACUGAUCUCCAGGGGAUUAAUUCUUUGGAUUCUGGAUUAAGAAAGAGGGACAGAGAGAGCCAGCGUAAUUAGUCUAAGGUGGGAGGAAUCUCACUGUUAAUUAGAUGGUGUUAAUUAAGGAAUAAUUUAAUGUGCAAAAAACAAUGAGUUUGUGGUAUUGUGUUCUUGGUUUGUAAAAUAUGGGGGCUAUUAUAAUAGCUAAUGUAGCUGUAUUUGUUAUAAUAAUGUAGUUCUCUUCAACUUCUCUUUC